UGUGACUGUCCCGCAUUUUCACCCGGAAAUCAGUCGCAUGGCGCGUGAUUGGCUGUUUACAUUCUCACCACAGUGGACUUUUAAACAUAUUUUAGAGAACCGUAAUGACAUUGCCAUUUUGGUUUUUAGGCCUCGGAUAAACUUUAAAUCGUCACAAAGCUUGAAAGUUUAAGUAUUUGAAUGGGCGUUCAUUAACACAUAGUUUCAUCGACAGGAUGAGAGAAACGGCUCUUUUUAUUCUGCUCGCUGGAAUAAUCACUACAGCAAGAGCUGACAGUAAAGACGGUUGUCUAGCCCUGAAUUUCGGUCAUGGCUCGGUUGUGUGUGUGUGUAAUGCGACAUACUGCGACUCACUCGGCCGGACUGUGCUGCCAAAAGCUGGCCAGUUCUUAUCAUAUGUCAGCAAUAAAGCUGGCAGCAGACUGAUGGAGAGUCAAGGACAGUUCCAGAAGAACAGCACAGGUGCAGCUCUCAGAGUCACUCUGAACCCCAGUCAAAAGUACCAGCGCAUUAAGGGAUUCGGGGGAGCCAUGACAGAUGCGGCAGCCAUGAAUAUUCUGUCUCUGUCUUCCGGAGCUCAGGACCAGCUGCUCAGGCAGUACUUCUCCACAGAUGGUAUAGAGUACCGUUUCGUAAGGGUGCCAGUGGCCAGCUGCGAUUUCUCAACUCGACUCUACACGUAUGCUGACACUCCAGAAGACUACGAACUCCAGAACUUCACUCUGGCUGAAGAGGAUAUUCACAUGAAGAUUCCCCUGCUGCAGCGGGCACAGGCUCUCUCUGCCCAGCCUCUCUAUCUGUUCGCCAGUGCCUGGAGCGCCCCUGCCUGGCUGAAGACCAAUGGCGCACUGAUUGGGAAGGGCUCCCUCAAAGGCAAACCAGGAGGCAAAGAACACAAGACCUGGGCUCAGUACUAUAUCAGGUUUCUAGAGGAAUACGGGAAGUAUAAUCUUUCGUUCUGGGGGCUGACGUCGGGGAAUGAGCCCACUGCAGGCGAAAUGACAAAUUACAGCUUUCAGGCUUUGGGUUUUACUCCAGAGACGCAGCGCGACUGGAUUGCCCUGGAUCUGGGUCCAGCACUUCAUUCCUCAUCCUUUUCCAAGACCAAACUAAUGAUUCUUGAUGACAACCGCCUUAUGCUGCCACAUUGGGCCAAAGUGGUUCUAAGUGACAUUAAAGCAGCACGAUAUGUCCACGGGAUUGGUGUUCACUGGUACUUUGAUCACCUUGUUCCGCCUGACGUCACCCUGACCUCCACACACCACCUGUACCCAGAGUACUUCCUGUUUUCAACUGAGGCAUGUGCUGGAUGGAGUCUAGUGGAUCAUGGUGUGCGUCUGGGCAGCUGGGACCGGGCAGAAGACUACGCUCAUGACAUCAUCCAGGACCUGAAUAAUUUUGUGACAGGCUGGACAGACUGGAAUUUGGCCCUUAAUCAGGAUGGGGGACCCAACUGGGUCAAGAACUUUGUGGACAGUCCCAUAAUUGUGGACCCAAGCAAAGAUGUAUUUUACAAGCAGCCCACGUUCUACAGCAUGGCCCACUUCAGCAAGUUCCUAUGGGAGGAGUCUCAGCGAGUGGGCGUGUCCUUCAGUCAGCAGACCAGCCUAGAAAUGUCUGCAUUCAUCAGACCUGACGCCUCAGCAGUAUUAAUCAUUCUAAACAGGUCUGAAGAGGAGGUGCAGUUUGAAGUCUGGGAUCAAACGGUGGGCUUUUUGCAAGGAAGUGCUCCACCUCACUCCAUUCUCACGCUACUGUGGAACAGACACUAAAUGAAAUCUGGGUCAGUAACCCAUAUAAGCACCUUAAUGAGGAACUCCAAUCGUUUCAGUCAUGCCUUAAGCCAGUAAGGUCCGAAAGCUUAACAACCAUGAUUUGCAAUUAAAUCGUUUCAAUACGGA
Danio aesculapii is the source of this 1901-nucleotide messenger RNA. It is a transcript of the gene gba1, whose product is annotated as glucosidase, beta, acid. The transcript is spliced from 10 exons. The record is from RefSeq and is a predicted model, not a curated record. Gene Ontology annotation, molecular function: glucosylceramidase activity. Lineage: Eukaryota; Metazoa; Chordata; Actinopteri; Cypriniformes; Danionidae. Gene Ontology annotation, biological process: glucosylceramide catabolic process. Bases 216 to 1772 code for a protein of 518 amino acids.